Molecule: messenger RNA, 333 nt
Organism: Didymodactylos carnosus
Lineage: Eukaryota; Metazoa; Rotifera; Eurotatoria; Philodinida; Philodinidae
Source: the annotation of a GenBank genome assembly
AUGACGGUCGUAAUCUGGGAGGCGUACAUUGUCCGAAAUGGUGAUAUCUAUUAUCUUUAUGUUAAUGCUACACUACAACUUCCAUUCUUGUGCCCCAGUGAAUCAAGCUGCCAGAAUUCGAUACAAACAGCUUUAGAGGAAACACCUUUAACUAGUUUAACAUUGUCGACAGAAAAUGGACAAGUUAUUGAUAUACUAGUUGAAAGGCCAACGGUGCAAGGCUUAAAACCGUUCUUACUACACGGAAAAUGUAAUCGUAUUGACGUAAUUGUGGGACUCGUAUUGGCAACACUAAGUUUAGACGUCUGCAUAAAUGUACUGUCUCCUGUAUAA